UGGACGUUAACUUGUAGUCUUGUAGCGAAUCCGGUUCGGCUGGUGGGAAGAGUACUCGUCAUCCGCGAUUGAUCACUGCGAUUACCGUUCAGUUGCAGGGCCUUUUUUUAAAUUGUUGCCAUGCGCUCCUCAGGGGAAAUUAAGGCUAGACACUAUCUGGAGAUUGUGGUCCUACCUACCUAGGUGAGCUCCCACAGCGUACGUAGCACACUGAUGUGGAUGUAUGAUCUGCGCAAGAAGGAGAAGAGGAGUAAAAAACAAAACCCACAUCAUCCCCAGGACCCAUCCAGAGCCUCCGUUCUCAGGGGUGGACUGGUGGUGCGCGCCCGCGAAGAAUGAAUACAGAAGGGGAAGUGCGGCACUCAGACAGACAGACACCGACAGCCAGAGAGACCCAGGCAAAACUGCGGCCGUUGGGGCUACUAGGAUUCGGAGGCAGCGGGAGAGACAUACCGCGCGCGCAGAACGCCCCACGCACGCCCAACGCCACGGUGACACUGCUAUCGACAACGAACAAGGUCGAACAACACGAUGGGAAAAGCCCACUUCUACUUUCGAACGUUAUCUUAUCGAAAAAAACCGAUGCCGCGCCGCUUGUAAGUUGCAAGUCCAAGUAAGCUGUACAACUAGCCGACUUGUAAUAUGCACGCUUGCACAUGGGAAAUGGCCGGCCAAGACUUGCGGGUGGGCACAUCCAAUCUACUGUGUAUCUACCUGUUGUAGCGUACGCCGUACACUGUGUCGGACACUGGUGCAUCCGGCCAGGCAAGCAAGCAAGCAAGCAAGCAAGCAAGCCAGCAAGCAAAGCUCAGAGCUGUGAAGCUCCCCCCCGGUCAUGAUUGGAAAUCUCUCUCUCUCUCUUGACUCUCUCGACUCCCCUUCGUUUCAGUCUAGCUUGAUCGGCCGGGUGUCUGUGCCGCCAAUGGAAAGCACUCAUAGCUUGAGCUUUGUCCCGGUGCCACUUGUGUGCACACAGUAUGGCUUCGGCUCAGGGAGACGCUGCGGACCGAUGACGUCCUCGAUGCGUUUUUUAUUUCAAUGUCUU
Aaosphaeria arxii CBS 175.79 is the source of this 1045-nucleotide messenger RNA. RefSeq lists its product as uncharacterized. Lineage: Eukaryota; Fungi; Ascomycota; Dothideomycetes; Pleosporales. The transcript has a single exon. The coding region runs from base 224 to 820 and encodes 198 amino acids. The record is from RefSeq and is a predicted model, not a curated record.